This is a messenger RNA of Triplophysa rosa, 2946 nucleotides long. RefSeq names its product ankyrin repeat and SOCS box containing 8 (gene asb8). The record is from RefSeq and is a predicted model, not a curated record. Gene Ontology annotation, molecular function: protein binding. Lineage: Eukaryota; Metazoa; Chordata; Actinopteri; Cypriniformes; Nemacheilidae. Gene Ontology annotation, biological process: intracellular signal transduction. The transcript is spliced from 4 exons. The coding region runs from base 342 to 1211 and encodes 289 amino acids.
CUAAUAAAGCAGUAUUUCAAGCCGAGCCACACGACAAAUAUGUUUCGUCGAUGAAAACAGACCGAUAAAGAUGAUUUUAACCCGCAAACAUGUCCUCGUUUGUCAUAGAUCACUUCCUCUCAUGACGUCACCGUGUUUGUGUUGAGCAGGCACUCGCGCGUUAGCUACAAGCAGUAGCUUUUCGAUUUGUGGAGGUAACGUUACUGUUUUAAAACCAAUUCGUUUAUGAUCACAUAUUUGCUUUUGUUUUAUUCCCGUGCCAUUGAUUUAAAAAAAAAUCCAAAGCCAUCUCAUCUCGGUGUGGCAUCACCCGUUCCGGGUGAAAUGUCCUUUAGUUCCACAUGAGCUCUACUAUGUGGUACAUCAUGCAGAGUAUUCAGAGCAAAUACUCGCUGUCGGAAAGGCUCAUUCGAACAAUAGCAGCUAUUCGUUCUUUUCCACAUGAUAAUGUGGAAGACCUUAUACGUAGGGGGGCGGAUGUGAACAGGAUGCAUGGCACAUUGAAGCCCCUCCAUUGUGCCUGCAUGGUGGCCGACGCUGACUGUGUGGAGCUUUUGCUGGAGAAAGGUGCAGAGGUAAAUGCCUUGGAUGGUUACAACCGCACCGCGCUCCAUUAUGCAGCAGAGAAGGAUGAGGGUUGUGUGGAGCUCUUAUUAGAAUACGGGGCCCAGCCUAAUGCACUAGAUGGCAACAAGGAUACCCCACUGCACUGGGCUGCCUUCAAAGAUAACCCAGAGUGUGUACGGGCACUUUUGGAGAGUGGCGCCAGCCCCAACGUCCGUGAUUACAAUAACGACACGCCCCUCAGUUGGGCGGCCAUGAAGGGCAACCUGGAGAGCGUGCGUGUGUUGCUGGAGUAUGGAGCUCAAGUCCAUGUCGUCAACUUAAAAGGCCAGACGCCGAUAUCACGACUGGUGGCGUUGCUGGCUCGUGGCCUGGGAACAGAGCAAGAGGAAGAGUGCCUGGAGCUGCUUUGCCGUGCGGCCGGGAGGUUCGAGAUCCGCAGGGCCGAUGGCUCCUUACCACGUGAGCUCAGUAAAGAUCCUCAGUUACUGGCUCGACUCACUAGCCUGGUGGCUCAGCCGCCUUCGUUACGGGCCCUGGCACGGUGCGCUGUGCGUAAUAGCCUGGGAGUGCAAUACCUCCCCAGUGCGGUGAAACUGCUCCCCUUACCAGAAUCAGUGAAAGAAUAUGUGCUCCUCAGGGACUGAGGGCAGGGUAGGUGGGGGAGUGAGAAGACUGACAUGGGAGGUAGAUGUUUUUGUGUAUGUGAACAUGUGAUUGUAAUCUGUUGUAAUCAGACUGCAAUCUGAAGUGUGUAUGUCUAUAUACAUUGAGUGAAUAUGUGAGGAAGUUGCCUGUGUUUUUGCUGUAAUGUCAUUGAACAAAUUCAGGGUUGUGAUAUAAUUUUAUGCUUUGAAGCAGAAAAUCCAGAUUUAGUAGGAAAGUUACAGUACAGUAGUACCACCAAAAUGUCAUUAACACAUCUAUUGAACUCAUAAAAAUUGUAUCACUAGGUAAAACUAUGUGAAAUCCUCAAAUUGCAAAAACGAAAAUAUUUUGGAACUAUUAUUGACCAGUAAAUCAUAUGAACACUUAAUACUUUAACGUUGCACUUAAGUUAUAAUCCUAUAUUACAUUUGAUUUUUAAUUAAAAAAAUGUAUGUGUGCAGUAGGAUUUUAUUUUGAAAAGAUAGUUAUUCUUUGUUACGUUUUUAAGUCAAAUAAAAAACCUAUGUUAUAUCAUUAUAUUAAAUCAUUUUAUGAAGUUUCCCAACCAACGAAAAUAAAUCCAUCUUGAAAGACUGGGAAACACGUAACGUGGUGGGUGCACAAAACAACUUUAAAUGUCUAUUACUACCAAUGUCUAUUGCUGUUUACUAGUCACUUUCAUAAUCUAUUUAAUCAUAAAGGGUUCACAUGAAUACUACUUUUUACUAAAUUAUUUAGUUUGUUGGAGUGUAUUAUGCAUCUUUUAUUUCGGUGCUUAUGGUUGCUGUGCUUCUAAGUUUGAGAGACAAUAGUGGGAAUAAAUGGAAUAAAAAUAGCAACCUUUUACAGCUAUCUUUUGUGUCAGCAUCGAGAUAUUGUUUUAGCUCGUCUAAGUCUUUAACCUGGAGUUUGUCAUGUUAGCAUGAUCUUUAUUAACUCUUGCAGAUGGGAUGUCUUAAAAUUAAGAUCAAUACUUGUGAAACACACCAGAUUUUCUUUGCAGGCCUGUUUCUAUUUCUGUUUCUAUUGCUUAAGAAACUAUGUAGUGCUCACAUCUAAACUAGUUUUAUGCAUGCAGACUAAGUAAAAACCUCCAUGCAUUGUUGAAGUGUAUUUGCUGCAAUUAUUUCCCCAAACCAAACGAACCAUUAUUGUUAUUAAAGUGUCCAUUAAUGGACCAAAUUUACCAUUUGUCAUUACACGAAACCUCAUAUGCUAUGUUAGUGUAAUUUCAACAAUUGGCCAGUGGAGGGAGCAGGAAUAUUACACGAUAAAAACUAAAAGAUGCAGAAUUAGGAUAUUGUCCAUGUAGGAAUUUUUGUAACCAAUUUGGUCACAAAAGGAGAACACUGCUUUUUUAGAAAGUAAAGAAGAAAUAAUAAAUAUAUAUGUACAUAAACCCAACAAAUCUCAUGAGGUCAUUAAAAGCUAUAAUUUACGGAUUUUUCCUCUGAGCUUCAAAAAUGAACAUUACAUUUACUGUGUUAUUUAGAUUUUAUAAUCACUGUCCAGGGCUGUGUUUGAAUUUGUUUUCUGAAUAGAAAAUGACUAAUGGUAAAUUAUCAUAUUUUCAUUGUAAAGAUAUAUGUUCAGUUCAUUUCUUUAGCAAGUACAGUUUGUGUUUUCCCCUAUGCUUUAUUUAAACUCCUGUCCAAGCACAGGAUGUCCUCUUUAAGUGAAUGUAAAUCAGUCAGGAAGGAAGCUACAGUGGGACUGAAUAAAGACUGAAUUUCA